Girardinichthys multiradiatus is the source of this 4438-nucleotide messenger RNA. Its product is annotated as voltage-dependent L-type calcium channel subunit beta-3-like. Gene Ontology annotation, biological process: calcium ion transmembrane transport; chemical synaptic transmission; regulation of voltage-gated calcium channel activity. Gene Ontology annotation, molecular function: protein binding; high voltage-gated calcium channel activity. Lineage: Eukaryota; Metazoa; Chordata; Actinopteri; Cyprinodontiformes; Goodeidae. The transcript is spliced from 14 exons. Bases 610 to 2451 code for a protein of 613 amino acids. The record is from RefSeq and is a predicted model, not a curated record. Gene Ontology annotation, cellular component: voltage-gated calcium channel complex.
GGACAAGCAAGAUGGAUGUGGAGUGAUGCAGGAGCUUUGACUAGACUAAUGUGAGAGACUGAAGAGCGCUGAGAGACUCACAGAGAAGAAAAUUAUAUUUAGUUUCAGCAGCAGAUUGUUCUCGGUGUUUGAACUGGAGAGCAGGCUGAGGGAUUCUCAACAGGGGAAGCUGAGACACUGAUAGAGGUGAGGUGGAAUGGAAAGGCAAAGAUACAAACCGACAGAUGAACCACCUGUUCUCUUACAGAUGAGGUGAGCAUAUUAACACAAAGACAUUAAGAAAUCCUGCUGCUCUUCAGACUAACAAAUGCUACUUAGGUGGCGGAUAUUUAGAUAUCUGCUGUCAGGAUUUCCUGGACCUGGUCUCAAAAAAGGAAGCAGACACGUAACCCCAGGUGACCUCCCCUUUCCAUCCUCCUACCAUACAUUUAAUAACUUGUGGACUUUGUAGAUUUGAGUCUUCAUCUCCCAUGGGAUCCUUAAACUCCCUGAUGAGCUUCUCUCAUUGCGACCUGAGAGUAUUUGUGAACUGGUCUUAAGGCGACCCACCCCCCGGAGGCUCAACCAGCCUGUCCUCUUCUCUUCCUAAAACUUGAUGUCUUGAUCUUGAUGCAUUGCUGUGGGCUGGGACACUGGCGGAGAGUGCCGUCCACCUAUGGAGAGCGUCACGACUCGGAUAUCGUUGAGGAAAGAAACGCCCAGGUGCAGCUGGAAAAGGCUAAGUACAAGCCUGUGGCAUUUGCUGUACGUUGCAACUUCUCUUACACACCAGCUGACGAUGACAACGUCCCUGUUCCAGGCCAAGCUGUCACCUUUGAGGCCAAAGACUUCCUCCAUGUCAAAGAGAAAUUUAACAAUGACUGGUGGAUCGGACGUCCGGUAAAGGAAGAUGGUGUGGUGGGCUUUGUUCCGAGUCCAGUCAACCUGGAAACCAUUCUUAUCAGAAGAGAAGUCCAAGCCAGGAAAGCUGCCAAGGCCUUGGCCAGCAAAGCAGCAUUACAAGUAACUCAAGAUAUGAACUCAAAGAAAUACACUCCUCCCUCACAAGCCAAUCAGCAGGUGAAAAAGAAACCGGGGGAACAGGUGACAAUGUAUGAUGUAGUCCCUACAAUGAGACCUGUGGUUUUGAUGGGGCCUUCACUAAAGGGCUUAGAGGUUACCGAUAUGAUGCAAAAAGCACUAUUUGACUUCCUAAAACACAGAUUUGAAGGGAGAAUUACUAUCACGAGGGUGAUGGCUGACAUCUCUUUGGCUAAACGCUCUAUCCUCAACAACCCUGGCAAGAAGGCCUUAAUUGACCGGACCAACACGCGCUCUAAUUUAGAUGCUGCUGCCCAGAUCCAAGGGGAGGUGGAGCGCAUAUUUGAGCUGGCCCGGAGCAUGCAGCUCAUAGUUUUGGAUGCAGACACAAUUAACCACCCACUGCAGGUGUCAAAGACGUCCCUUGCUCCAAUCCUUGUUUAUGUGAAGAUUUCUUCACCAAAAGUGUUGACAAGACUCAUCAAGACAAGAGGGAAAUCUCAAACCAAACAUCUUAAUGUUCAACUUGUGGCAGCAGACAAGCUGGCCCAGUGUCCGUCUGAAAUGUUUGAUGUCAUCUUAGAUGAGAACCAGCUGUCUGAUGCCUGUGAGCACAUUGCUGAUUACCUUGAAUCCUACUGGAGAGCAACACAUCCACCAGAGAUGGAGGCUGCAAAUGCACUUGUAGCACAGCUGGCUGAGAACACACUGCCUGCCACUCCAACAACAGUACCGGAUGACCAAAAAAGUAAGAAGCCAGCUGCCCUCAAGAGGAAGGGUUCACGUCAGAACCACCAAGACAAGGAGCCCCCAUCAGCCCCAGAUCAAGAGGACAGAGUUGAGGAAGGCCAAAGAAAGGAAGAAGAAGAGCAACUUCUGAGGACAGAACCAAAAAGACCCCAGCACACCCACCACCAUCACCACCACCACCACCGCCGGAUGGAGCACCACGGCCAUAUCCAGCACAGCCAACCAUCUGAUGGUGUGAAUGCAAAGUCAGGCAGAGAUUACAGCCAGAGGCCUCCAAGGAGACACCUGCCUGAGGAGAGAGAGAGUGAGGUGGAAGAAGUAGAGGUGGAGGGGGAUGAGGAGGAGAUACGCUAUAACCACCGGGGCCAUAACCAUUACCAUCACAGUAGCAACCACCACCACCACCACCACCGUCAUCAUCAACGCCAUCGUGGCCAGCUACAGGACAGGGACAGCUAUGAGCAGGAGCACAAUGAACGCAACCGAAAUCAAAGGCAUCACCAGCAUAUCCCAACACGGACACACCACGCAGAUCUCUAUCCUGCACACAAUCAUCACAACUACCACCACCAGGGCAGAGAUCGGGACAGAGAAAGGCACAAGGACAGGGAAAGAGAUAGGGAUCGAGUUAGAAACAGAGAUGCAAAUCAGUGGCACGAAGAUUCUUACUUGGACAAUUGACUUGUUUCUACUUCAAGCUGAUGCACAGUUCUAUGCUGCUUGUUUGAUAAUGCACUCAUAGGUGAAACAAAGUCAUGUUUGCAGGCAAUCAUUCCUUUCAUACUGUUUGUAAUUACUCUUUUACACUUUGAAACGUUCUCUGCACACACAUAAUACAAGCCUGACACACUAUCCUCCACAAUAAUGGAAGCAAACCACAAAUUUAAAUUCACAACACCUGCAAAGGUUGAAUCGCUCUUCAAACGAUGUUGCCAAGCAAGUGGUGUGACUCUGCAAUUUGCCUAAGUUUCAAUAAAGUGUUAUACCUGCAUUAAGUGGAAGUAUUUCCUAUAUUUAUUAAAAUUUGCAUAAAUUAAAAGGUUUGGAUCCUAAAAUACUAUUUCUGUUUACCACACACAGUUACUGAAAAAACAUUUAGAUCUCCUAAAUGGUGGUGAACUUUGCUCAUCAGAUAUGUAGACAAACAAAAAAAAAACACAACCUGAUGCACUGCAGUCUUUAUAAAAAUGAGGGCAGAAACGUAACCUUGAGGAGUGCCUGACAAAUUGCACAAGAUAUCUGUAAUCUUUAAAUAAAUAUUCAAAACAAAAUCUAGCCAUCAUUGUUUCACCCCCAUGAUUGUCCCUUGCAAUCUGUAGUUGUGCUGAUACUGAUUUAAAAAUAGCAAUCCCUUUUUUUUUUUCCUUUUGAUGCUGUAAAAUAGGCUUUGGGGUACUUCUUGUUUUAGGAGGUCCCUGUAAAAAAACGUUCUCUUUCGCUCUUCCACUUUUGUGCCUGCUGUGCCUGUGGCUGAAGGUAAUAUUUGGAUUGUACAGUUGUUUUUGCAUUAUUGAUCUGGCAUAAACUUACUGCAGUUGAUGGCCAUGUUUGCACUUUUGACAUCAUCAGUGCUUUUUUGCUUUGUGAAUUAGAUGCAGAGGCAGAGCUGACAAUUGGAGCACAUUAUGUGCAAAAAAACUCUACCUUAAAGUGCAUUGCAGUGCAAUACUGUUGAAUAAGUCCAUAUGUAUUUUUUUUUUUUUUUAGUCUUUACAGAAAAUAAACUUUUUCCACUUUGAUAUUAAUGUAGUGCUCUACACAGGAACAUUUGAGUUUAUUCUGUUUCCUAACAUAGCAGAGUAUUUUAAUUAAAUGUUAGAAUUGUUCCUCAUUAUUUGUACUUAUCUGGACAAGAAAGUUUUUUUUUUCAAUAUAAUUUUAAUAUGAAUGAAAAUUAGAAAACAGUUGAUCUUGCAUUUCACUUUUAUUAUCACUUGUUCUUUAUAGUCAUAAAAUAUGACAAACAAAGCAAAUACCUUUUAUAACUUUACAUAAUCAACAGCAGGCUAUAUGUUAAUCAGUUGUCAAAAAAGAAAGAUCAUUCAUUUCUGCUUUUUCUAAAAAUUAAAAUGGUGUCAUGUUUAGAGUUUGCAAGAUUAGAAAAUUAACUGGUAAUAGCUGAUCAUUUAUAGACAAAUGUUUAGCUUACAAAGUUCAAAUUUCUCUUUAGUUUCUGUAUUGCAAAUAUUUGAAUUUUCACUAUUGUGUUAUUUUAUUUUAAGCAUUACAACCUAAAUUGUUUUUUUUUAUCUGUAUAAUAAAAAAAAAAAAAAAAAAGAAAAAGUCAUAUUUUCUGUUCUACUUUUGGAAAUGUUAAAGCCUAUCUACUGUCUUGCAUUUGGUCUGUCUGGAAGCAUGACUAAUCUUGUGGUCAAACACAAUUAUAUGCAGGAUAAUCUAUGCAUUUUAUUAUGAUAAAACAUUGCUUGAAUACAAUCUAUGCAUUUGUAUAUACUUCAUAUUUGCCUUGUUAUUUAAAUGAAGGAAGACAAGAGCUUGUUAUACUAUUCAGUAGACCUAAUGGGUGUGAGUGUAUUGAGUAAACAAGACAGAUUUUUCCUUUCAAGAUUUAUUUUGGUUACAUAAAUUUGUACUGCAUUCAGAAGUUACUUUUGACAAGAAUGGAUUAUAUUGUUGAAAAUCAUUAAAAUAUUUAUGCUGUGUAACA